UCAUGAUUCAUCGUUCUCAGACACGCAAACGGCAAGCAGUUUCUUUCAACAAUUUCCAAAGAGCAAAAAAAAGAAGAGAGAACAUAUCCAGAUUCCAGAGGAGGAGGAAGAAGAAGAAGAAGAUCGAUCAUGACGGGGCACAACGCGAUCGAGGUGGCGAAGACGGUGUUGGAGGUUGCUGACGUGGCGUGGACCGCCGUGGAGUGUUGCCACCACCACCCCCAUCAUAGCCACGGCGACGACGAGAAGAGCGGCGAGUCAACGGCCGAGAUCGCCGACCCUCGAGGAUUGGAGCUGGAGGCUCUCCGGUCGGAGAAUCGUCGUCUCAGGUGCUUGCUUGAGUCCAAUCUGAAGCUCUUUGAGAAUCUUGCAGAGACUGCCGUGUUAUUGCACGAGUGCCCUAGCGACCUAUUUGCACGGCUUAUAUCGAUGGUAACGUCUAAGGAUUUCUCGGCUCGGAUAGAACAUAUGAGGCAGGCUUUGGCUGAAGGAACCCAAAACCAGUUCCCAUUCAAAGAGCCCACAGAAGGUGAUAUGCAGACUGUUGAAGUUCUGAUAGAUAUCGAUCAUCAAGAGCCAAGUUGGUGGGUUUUGGUCACUGAUGACAUGAUCCCCAGCAACGUGGAGGAAAAAAGCGCGAUCGAUAAUGAACAUUACAUUGUUGUAACUGAGGAGCAUGUGGUGGAAGCAGUUGCCCACUUUUUGGCUAAAUGCAUUCUAUCAAAUCCCAAAGCUAAGUUUCUUAAGCCUGAAGAGCUACAAAAGGUUCUGGUCAAAGAACUCAGUACCCUGAGCAAGGUAGGGAAAAUAGUGGAUGUUUGGCAUGCAGGAAAGAUGUUCUACACACUCUCGACUUGGGGGCUGGCUUGUGCUGGGUUAUACCAAGCUCGUGGUGUGUUGAAGAUAGCAGCUAAGGGUGCUCAUGCCACCGGCAAGGUUGUUCUUAAGGCUCUCUGAAGCGCGAGAGACCUCACAAUUUCAUGGCUGAAAGGAGAUCUGAACUUACCUUCCUAAGUUUGUGAUGUGUGUGGAAGUGACUACAAAAAUGUCUUAUUCUUUAUCAUCAACUCUGCCUGUGUAAAUAUUGUAAAGAUCGAUCAAACUCUGUCGAUCAAUUUCAUUUGUUGAUUUUCCAGCCCACCUUUGUUCCAAAACUUUCAAGAAACACAUUGUCUAUUUGUAAAAUUGUACAGUCAAGUCAAGUGUGACAUAAUGAAUGGAAAAGUUGCAUA
Molecule: messenger RNA, 1232 nt
Organism: Tarenaya hassleriana
Lineage: Eukaryota; Viridiplantae; Streptophyta; Magnoliopsida; Brassicales; Cleomaceae
Exons: 6
Coding region: 130-957 (275 amino acids)
Source: RefSeq, a predicted model, not a curated record